GAAUUACGGAAGCAGAUUGCGGGAGAGCUGGUUUACAUCACGUUGGACAAUGUGGAUCAGUGGUUGAUUCGCGACAGCAACGGCGUGCUGAUACCGCUCAUGGGCGGCUACAAACCACCCAAAACGGACUCGCAAGGCAUACCUGUAUCUCCUGGAUCCGCCGUACAGUUGGAUUGCAUCUUCACCGAAGCCACUGGCGAGUGUACUCCUGAUGACUUGACAACCUUUACCGUCAUCUCAUAUGCACCCGCACCGUCAACACUCGAGAAAACCAUAUUCCAGAGCCUCCUGGUCAUGGUUCUCGACUACCCAGAUUGCGGCUUCCCCGCUACCACCACAGAGGAAGAAAUCCGGACCAUCUACCUGGGCCCAAAUGGGGAUGGCAAGGGGGGCCUUGCUGAAAAGUACACGCAGUGCUCCUACGGGAAGUUCAACCUUAACAUAACUGCCUUCCGGGCUGUGCGUGUGACGCACCAGUGUUCGACACCUAUCACGACUACCUGUGCCGCCUGGGCAAUGUCCAUCCUGGCGGAUGCAGCCACCAAAGCCCUCAUCGGCCCUGCAGCCUUCUCAUCCUUCAGCCACUACACCUACAUAGUGCCACCGGGCCUUCAACCAGUGUGCCCCUGGUCAGGGCUGGCAAUAUUGCCAGGCCGGCAGACCUACCUGCAGACAUCAGCCAAUGGAGUGUACAGAUGGGCAACAGUAAUGCAGGAGGCCAUACACAACUAUGGGCUAUGGCACUCUUGGCAAAACGGCACAGAGUACGACGACUACUCCACAGCUAUGGGCCGUGGUGACGCGUGCCCCAACGCUGCGGAGAUCUCCCGCAUGGGCUGGGCCACACCUGCGGUCGGAGGUGACCAGCUGAACAGCAGUGCCUUGCUGCCAGGCACAGCUCGGACCUUUACACUGCCUGCCACCUACCUGACUGGCAACAACAACUACCUGCGGGUGACUCCCGAUUGGCUACCUGUCUACAACAAUACAUUAAUGGGUCGAAACCUUUACAUCGCCGUCCGUGUUGCCAAGAAUGUUGAUUCCGGCCUAAGCAACACCAUAUAUGCAUCCAAGGUCAACAUCCACGAAGUAAAUGCAACCAUGGACAAUGGCUACCCCGCGACCUUCACAAACAGCGACCGCAAAAUCCAGUUCAUCAACACCGUCGAUCCCAUGUCGCAGUUGGCAAUGGGCGCCUAUCAGUUGGUCGUGUAUGGGGGCUCCUGGGUCGGUACGGACACCCUGAGGGUGCACCUCUGCCGCUUCUUGACCUCACCCUCAGAGUGCCCUUCCCUAAGCACCCUGGAAGUCCAGCCACCGCCGCCUACCCCUUCACCGCGUCCCCCCAGCCCGUCAGCAACCUCUAGGAUGCCGCCUCCUAGGCCAUCCCCUUCACCACGUAGUUUGUCUCCGCCGCCACGCAGCCCAGUGCCCACACCA
Volvox carteri f. nagariensis is the source of this 1440-nucleotide messenger RNA. It is a transcript of the gene vmp21, whose product is annotated as metalloproteinase, extracellular matrix glycoprotein VMP21. The annotation marks the transcript as partial. NCBI's taxonomy places the organism in Eukaryota, Viridiplantae, Chlorophyta, Chlorophyceae, Chlamydomonadales, Volvocaceae. The transcript has 4 exons. The record is from RefSeq and is a predicted model, not a curated record.